Amphimedon queenslandica is the source of this 1382-nucleotide messenger RNA. Its product is annotated as F-box only protein 41-like. Gene Ontology annotation, biological process: regulation of double-strand break repair via homologous recombination; telomere maintenance; regulation of neuron projection development. Lineage: Eukaryota; Metazoa; Porifera; Demospongiae; Haplosclerida; Niphatidae. The coding region runs from base 33 to 1292 and encodes 419 amino acids. The record is from RefSeq and is a predicted model, not a curated record. The transcript is spliced from 8 exons. Gene Ontology annotation, molecular function: protein binding.
UGAUAAUUUGCAGAUAACGAGCCCGGCCCACAAUGGCGGAGGAUUUGGAGGUGAAGGCGAGAGAGCUCCAAUCUCUCCUGGGGCGUUGUUCUGGCCUCCUCAAAGGGACUGGAAGGAUGGAUGGACAAGGAAAGAAGCCAAGAGAGCUUGAGGCGAAACAUGAUAGGAUGCAAAUUAGCGAGCUCCAAGGUACAAUAAAGAAGCUAAAACAAGAACUAGCAAACAUAAAGAAACACGAGCCAAGAGUUGAGAGCCAAACAAAGACAAAAGAGACUCAAGAAUCAUUACAGGAGUCUUAUUAUGACUACAGUGAAGACAAUACAACCUUAGCGCUGGUUCUAGUGUUUAGGUUUCUCACCUUCUCUGAGCUGCUUCUUGUGGGAAGAGUUUCAAGGCAGUGGCAACGAGCCAGUCUACACCCAUCACUAUGGGAACUGAUAGACCUUAGUGACUACAGACUGGACUCAGAUGUAUUGAUAAAACUAGCCAAUAGUUGCACAUCAACAAAACAGAUCAUAUUACAAGGAUUGACCCCGCCCCCAGCCACGCCCAAAGUAGACCUACAGGGUUACAUUGAUUCACAAAAGGCGGGGCUAGAGGCGGGGCUAAAGGCCUUACUUUCCAAGGCUGGCCCAUCUCUGCUGUCUCUCUCAAUUUCACAAUGUCCUUUACGAAUCACCGAAAGAUCACUUUGGAUAACCAGUUUCACCUCUCCCUCUCUCGUCUUCCUUCUCUACCAAUCAGAAGAAUUCCCGCCCACGCCCGAGAGCAUAUGGUCACUAAGCAACGGUUGCCCACGGAUACAAUCCCUCCAUUUGUACCCAACGGAAGAUGAAGAGCUGGAUAAGCAGUACAAUGACAGAGUGCUGUAUCAUAUUGGGAAAGGGUUUCCAUUACUGACAGAACUAACUAUUGGAGGACAAGGAUUAACCAUAUCUGGAAUAACACAACUAAUGUCACGUCUGCCCCGCCUACAUACGUUGCAUCUCGUCAAGGGGCCACAGAUCAGUUACGAGACGGCCAAUCACUUUUCAUCCAUCCUACCCUCUCUCUUACUACUCCAAUUAACACACACCCCAAUAUCGCCGCAAGCAGUCAUAAAAAUAAUCGAUACUCAUAAAAGUCUGAAGACGUUUCACAUUCAAAUAUCAUUUAUCGACUAUUUUGCCGACGAGGGCAAAACCAGAACGCUCGGCUCGGAGAAAAAAUAUCAACAAAUAAUUAAUAAUUUUGAGGCAAUAGCCCAACACUCUAAAUAUGGAGGAGUAUUCCAAGUAACUGAUACACAGUGAAAUACAUUAAUAACAAUAACACAAGAAUAAUGUAAUAUCCAGCUACAUAAACUUGUACUUUGAAAUGUAUAAUCUCCGCCCACCACCACA